Messenger RNA from Chara braunii, 1374 nucleotides. Lineage: Eukaryota; Viridiplantae; Streptophyta; Charophyceae; Charales; Characeae. The record is from the annotation of a GenBank genome assembly.
CGAAGACGUCGACUGAUUCCGUGACCAGCCAUCCAUUACCCGCCAGUCGCUCAGUUCCUCUUCUCCUUCGUGUUCUUCUUCUUCUUCUUCUUUGCUGUAGCAGACAGAUCGAGGAGCCGCUUGUUGUUUGAAGCAGUCGCUCAGUUCCUCUUCUCCUAAGAGUGGCGUUUCACUUCUGCCUUACUGAUUAGUUCACCACCUUGUUGUUUUCGUUAGCAGACAGAUCGAGGAGCCGUUUGUUGUUUGAAGUGGUCGUUUGUUGGAAGAUUACGCUGUAAACAUGACUCCGCGUAGUGUUCCAGCAGGUGCUUUCGAGAUGGCAAUUCCAGUGCCAGUACAGAAGGAUGGCCACGAAGUCAGCGCGGUGAAGAAGCCGUGCCUUCAGCCGGUAGAGGCGGUCCUUAAGGUCGCCAACCCGGGUCCUUUGGGCCUGACUGCCUUCGCUGUUACGACCUUCACUCUGUCUAUGUUCAAUGCUGGUAUCUUGCCUAGAUCACUCGAGAAGGUCGCUGUUCCCCUGGGUUAUUUUUAUGGAGGGUCUGUGCAGGUGCUGGCUGGACUUGCUGAGAUAUUCGCUCGGAAUACUUUCGGCGCCACCGCGUUCUGCUCUUAUGGCGCAUUUUGGAUUGCUUUUGGCUAUUAUGUGAUGGAGAUCGUUCCGAGCUUCGAUGCGCCGGAAAAGGAGAAAAUGCACCUCGCCACAGGAUUGUUUUUGUUCACGUUCACGGUGUUCACGACGUACAUGGCCAUCGCCUCAACAAGGACGUUUCGUGCGCUCACCGCCGUCUUCGUGUGCUUGGCUCUCACCUUCUUCCUCCUCACGAUCGGCGAAUGGGCAGAGUCGGACGGAGCCAAGAAGGCCGGUGGCUACUUCGGGAUCGUCACGGCCAUCCUGGCCUGAUGUGGCUUUCUAGCCCGUGUUUGGAAUUACGCGAUCGUGGUUGCGGAGUUCUAAUAGGUCACGCCGAUCGGUUGACAAAAAAUAGAAGUAGCGAGUGCGAGAACACCCUGAGCGGGGUGAAGCUGCACUUAAAUUCAAUUAAGUGAGGGUCAAGAAGUUUUCUCGCUGUAUGCAAGGGACGAUGGAGUUCUGGUUUCCAGCAGCUGCAGCUUCCCAUUAUCAGAAAGGAGCCAUCUACAUCGGCUAGACCUCGACCUGGCUGGGGGUCCCCUACUAACCCCGGGAUAACAGCCUACCUAAAUGAUAUCAUGUUCUUGUUCGAGAACAGUAGGAAAAAGAGGCUACGUUUCGUCUCGUAACAAUGACAGCUGAGAUUUCUUUGGUGGCCGCUAAUUGUUGCUUAGAGUUAGUGUCAUUCUUUUCUCAAGCUCGCUAGUCUCGAGCUUGUUUCCUAAUCAAAGGCAUUUCAAUUG